CUGGCUGGGGGCUGGGCGAUUGUGUGUAUUAGUCUCACCUGCCCUUGCCAGCCCGCCUUCCCCCGGGACCAUGGUGCCAUCGCCGCGGCCUCGGGCCAGCUACAGCCUGACGGGGGUGACCCCGGCCAGCACGGUGCUGGUGUACCGCAACGGGGACCCCUUCUACUCGGGCAGGAAGUUCGUGAUCCACCAUCGCCACGUGAGGACUUUCGAGGCGCUGAUAGCCCAGCUGAAUGAAGGGGUGGAGGUGCCCUUUGGGGUGAGGACUCUGUACACCCCCCAGGAAGGGCACCGCAUCCGCAACCUGUCUGACCUAAAGCAGGGCGGGAAAUACGUGGCCGCUGGGCGGGAAAAGUUUAAAAAACUGGAUUAUAUUCAUAUAAGCAUUAAAAAACCACAAAGACGAAAGAAGGUUGUGAUGAUUAAACCAGUAGUUCAUAGUAAAAUACGUGUGCCUUCCAGGUGGCAAUUGAUCAGUAAUAAGCCACGUAAUAUCAAUGUUUUCACAAAUGGAGAUAUGCUUAUACCACCUAUAAAAUUUAUCAUACCCAGGUUUACUCUGAAAAACUGGAAUUGCGUCCUUGCACUAAUAAAUGAAAAAAUCUUUCCUCGCUCCGGUGGUGUUCAUAGGCUGUACACAUUGGAUGGUCAUGCUGUACGUAACUCAGAUGGCUUAGAAGACAAUCAUUAUUAUGUUGCAGUGGGCAAAGAAAAGUUUAAAUCUUUGCCAUACUGGCGUUCUUCCAGAGUUUCACCAGAAGUUCAGCGGUAA
Messenger RNA from Chelonoidis abingdonii (Abingdon island giant tortoise), 772 nucleotides. Lineage: Eukaryota; Metazoa; Chordata; Testudines; Testudinidae. The record is from RefSeq and is a predicted model, not a curated record.